This is a messenger RNA of Heterobasidion irregulare TC 32-1, 1875 nucleotides long. RefSeq lists its product as uncharacterized. NCBI's taxonomy places the organism in Eukaryota, Fungi, Basidiomycota, Agaricomycetes, Russulales, Bondarzewiaceae. The record is from RefSeq and is a predicted model, not a curated record. Gene Ontology annotation, molecular function: flavin adenine dinucleotide binding; monooxygenase activity. The coding region runs from base 1 to 1875 and encodes 624 amino acids. The transcript is spliced from 15 exons.
AUGACUGCCUCGUUAGAGCUGCCUCCUAGACCGACUGGUCUUCCCACACUCGAAAGUCUCAACGCGACCGUCCCUUCUGACGUUUCUCCAGAGUCCGUAUCCCAAUCAUGGCUGGAGAAAUUGUCUGCUACGCUGUCUGCGCAAACCUUUGACGAUCUUGACGAGCUCUUCAUCUCUUCCGCCACAUGGAAAGACAUCCUCGCGCUCACCUGGGACUUCCGCUCUGUCCGCACGCUCCCCAGCAUCCGCACCAUGCUUGCCGCCCGUGCCGGCCUGCAGAAGUUCUCCGUCCAGGCGAUCACGGCAGAAGAAGGCGCUGAGGCGCGCGGCGCUUUCAAGUCCCUGCUGGUCCGACCGUUCCCGGAUACCGCGUGGGUGCAGUUCGGGUUCGCCGUCGUGACCGGGAUCGGGCAGGGAACCGGCACCGCACGACUCGUCCCGACCGGGGAUGGGACUUGGAAAGCGUGGACGGUGUUUACGAGCAUCGAUCAGCUGAGAGACUUCCCGGAGAAGGUGGGCGCUGCGCGUCUCGUCGGUCCUGUGGUGGACUGGGUAGACAGGCGCGCUCGUGAGCUCGACUUUGUGGAUAGCCAGCCGACUGUUCUGAUCAUUGGCGGCGGCCAUGUGGGACUCGAGCUGGCUGCGCGUUUGAAGUACUCUGAUAUCUCAGCCCUUGUUGUGGAGAAGGCGCCUCGUAUUGGAGAUAGUUGGCGCCAUCGUUAUGAUUGCCUUUGCUUGCACGAUCCAGUUUGGUUCAAUCAUAUGCCUUACCUUCCAUUCCCCUCUACAUGGCCCCGCUAUCCUCCUAGUAAAAAAAUUGCUAGUUGGCUUGAAGCCUACGCAGAGAACCUAGACCUCAAUGUUUGGACUUCGACCAACACCCAAACCAUCAAGUGGAAUGAAGGAACGAAAGACUGGACAGUUACCGUGACUCGGUCGGAUGGCAGACAGAGAAUAUUGUCGCCGAAGUAUGUCAUAUUUGCCCAUGGUUCUGGUGGUGGAGUUGCAAACAUGCCUGAUAUACCACAGAAGGAAGCAUUUAGAGGUCAGGUGUACCAUUCGUCAGAAUUUAGAUCAGGAAAAUAUUUCAAAGGGAAGAAGGCAAUCGUAGUUGGCGCGUGCAACUCAGGCCACGAUAUUGCCCAUGACUUGUACGACUAUGGCGCGGAUGUUACAAUGUUUCAAAGGUCGACCACGUAUGUCAUCUCUGCGAAGGCGUUGGCGAUGCAAUUGAAGGCCUCACAUUACGUGGAAAACGGUCCACCUACUGAGGUUGCUGACCGCCUUGGCGCAUCAAUUCCGCACUUCAUUGUGCGCUUGCUACAAGGUCGCGCUGCGCAACGUAUCGCCGACACAGUCGACAAGGAACUUCAUGACAAUCUGAGAAAAGUGGGUUUCGGAUUGUCUUUGGGCGUGGAUGGUGGUGGAAUCAUUUCGCUUUUGACCACACGUAGAGGGGGAUUCUAUAUGAACGUCGGUACUAGUCAGCUCAUUGCUGACGGGCGUAUUAAACUCAAGCACGGAAGCGCAAUCUCGCGUUUCUCAUCUAAUGGCUUAUACUUCGAGGAUGGCACCCAUUUGGACGCAGAAGUUGUUAUUUUUGCUACGGGGUAUGGCGACGCGCGCGAUCUAGCGCACGAGCUUUGUGAGCCUGAGGUUGUAGACAAAGUCGGUGAGGUAUGGGGGAUAGACAAGGAAGGAGAGUUGAACGGUGUAUGGCGCGACUCCGGACACCCACAUUUAUUCUUUGCACAAGGGAAUUUUGUCUUAGCGAGACAAUACUCUGCGUAUCUGGCUCUCCAAAUCAAAGCAAGCGAGGAAGGCCUCAUAAGCGCAAGAUACACAAUUCACAAGCAAUACGGGCAAGGUACUUGA